Daucus carota subsp. sativus is the source of this 4078-nucleotide messenger RNA. Its product is annotated as TMV resistance protein N-like. The coding region runs from base 112 to 3789 and encodes 1225 amino acids. NCBI's taxonomy places the organism in Eukaryota, Viridiplantae, Streptophyta, Magnoliopsida, Apiales, Apiaceae. Gene Ontology annotation, molecular function: ATP hydrolysis activity; ADP binding. The record is from RefSeq and is a predicted model, not a curated record. The transcript has 5 exons. Gene Ontology annotation, biological process: defense response; signal transduction.
ACUGAUACAACAUCAACAAAGAAUUGUUGUAUGUGAUCUAUACACAUAACCAGUGGUCGUAAAUUUCAUAUGUUAUAUCACAAUUAUUAAUCUGUUACUUAAAUUUUAUCAAUGGCUUCUGCAAGUUCUUCAACCCCAUCCUCUUGUGCUUCAUAUUUAAAUCCUACUGGCUACCACGCUUUUUUGAGUUUUCGCGGCGAAGACACUCAAUUUAAUUUUACUAGUCAUUUGUACCACGCUCUAGUUCGUCAUGGAAUUCGAACGUUUAAGGAUGAUCCUGAACUACUUAGCGGAGAAGCAAUCACAGACGCAUUGGUCUCAGCUAUUCAUCAAUCCAAGACUUACAUAGUUGUCCUUUCUGAAAACUAUGCUUCUUCGAGAUGGUGCCUUGAUGAGCUGAUAAACAUCCUCAAUUGUUGCAAAACAGAGCAAAGAUUGAUUAUUCCCGUGUUCUACAACAUUGAACCAUCAGUUGUGCGCCACCAAACUGGGAGUUAUCAUGAAGCAUUCCAGAAACAUGAAAUUCGUUUCGUAGGUGAAAUGGAGAAAAUUCACAAGUGGCGCCUUGCACUAACAGAAGUUGCCGAAUUUUCUGGAAAACAUGUGUCUGCAAAGAGGUGUGAAGCUCAUAUAGUGAAUGAAAUUGUUGAGGAGAUUCUACGCAAAAUAAAUCUCAAGGCUUUAGAAGUUGCCAAGUAUCCAGUUGGGUUGAAUUCUCGUGUUGAAUGCCUAAUGACAUUGUUGAGCAGUGACACGGAAGGCGUCUAUAGAAUUGGUAUAUAUGGUAUGGGUGGCGUUGGAAAAACAACUCUUGCCAAAGCUCUUUAUAAUCAACUCCUGCUACGGGGCUUUCAGGGAAGCUGCUUCCUUGCAAACAUUAGGGAGGUUUCCAAGACGGUCAAAGGCAUUGUAUCUUUACAACAGCAACUAAUUAAUGAUAUUCUUAAAAGUAAAACAAGAGUGAAAAUUCACAAUGUUGAAGAAGGGACCAAGUCUAUAAGAGAGAUAAUUUGUUCAGCAAAAAUUCUGGUUCUUAUUGAUGAUAUAGACGAGCUUGAACAAUAUGAAUCUUUGGUAGGACCAUUUGCUUCGGGGAGUAUAGUGAUAAUAACUACUAGGGAUGAAGAGAUACUGGAUAAAAUUGAGGUGGAGUCCAGAUACAGGGUAAAUGAGUUGGAUGAUGCUGAGUCGCUGGCACUAUUUACCCAACAUGCAUUUGAAAAGGCUAAACCAGACAACACUUUUAUGGUAUUGUCCAAAGACAUUCUACGUCUUGCUGGUGGCCUUCCCUUGGCUCUGAAGGUUUUCGGCUCAUAUUUGUCCAUGCGAUCUGAGGUAGGAUGGAAAUCUUACAUUGAGAAACUACAGCGACAUCCCAACAGCACUAUACAGCACAAACUUUUAAUUAGCUUGGAUGCCUUAGAAUCAGAUGAUCCUAUGCUGAAGAAAAUGUUCCUUGACAUUGCUUGUUUUUUCAUAGGAAGGAAGAAAAUAGAGGUGGUUGAAAUAUUGAAAACUUAUUAUUCCUAUGUUGAACAUAAUAUUGAUAUUCUAGAUAAGAGAUGUUUACUGACAACCAAUGAUAGAGAUGAGUUGAGGAUGCAUGAUCUUCUUAGGGAUAUGGGAAGGGAAGUUGCACGCAACAAUUCUGCUGAUGAGCCUGGGAAACAUAGCAGAUUGUGGGCAUCAAAAGAUAUAUGCAUUGUGUUGAAGAAACACAAGGGAACCGAAGCUAUUGAGGCUAUCAUUCCGAGUGACUUUUACUACCAAACUGCACUUAAUGGAGUAUCAUUCAAUACAGAAACAUUCAAAAGGAUGAGUAACUUAAGGUUUCUUUGCUUAAAUUAUCUAAGUCUCAUUGGAAGCUAUGAACAAAUAUUUGAAGAUUUGAGAUGGCUCUGUUGGGAGUUUUGUCCUUUAAAGUGUUUACCCUCUGAAUUUUACCCGCAAAAUCUUGUUGUUCUUAAGUUGCCUCAUAGCAAAUUGAGAAUAGCGUGGGAGGUAACCAUGGCUUCGCAGAUAUUUGAGAAGUUAAUGACUCUAGACCUCUCGGAUUCUCUAGAAUUAACGACUACUCCAGACUUUACAAAGUUUCCGUGUCUUGAAACUUUAAACCUUGAGGGUUGUAAAAGCUUGGAGGAGGUCCACAUAUCAAUUGGAAGUUUGGUGAAGCUUGUUUCCUUAAAUCUGGGUGGCUGUGUGAACCUUAGAUGUCUUCCAGACACCAUUUGCAACUUGACAGCAUUGAAAAGGCUAGAUAUUGUUAGUUGUCGUAGGCUACAAGCAUUGCCUGCAGAACUAGGAAACAUUAAAUCCCUAGAAGAGCUCAAUGCGGAGGAACUAACAGUUUCAAAAUUACCAGAUUCGAUUGGAUGUCUUAGUAAGCUUGUCGUGUUGGAGUUAAGUUAUAACAAAAAUCUUGAAAAUAUUCCUGACAGCAUUUGCAACUUAAGAGCAUUGGAAGUUUUAUGUAUUAGCGGUUGCAGUAGUGUGGAAGCAUUGCCUUUAAAACUGGGGAACAUCGAAUCCCUUAGAAAGCUUGAUGCAGAGGGACUGUCUGUUUUGAAAUUACCAGAUUCAAUUGGAUGUCUUGGUAAACUUGUGGAACUGAGAUUAAGUAGCAACAACUACCUUGAAACUCUUCCGGGAAAUGUUUGCAACUUAAGAGCAUUGGAAGUUUUAAGUAUUAGUGACUGUAGGAGUCUCAAAGCAUUGCCAGUACAAUGUGGGAAUAUUCAAUCCCUUAAAGUGCUAAAUGCUACAGAACUAACUGUUUCAAAGUUACCAGAUUCUAUCGGUUGUCUUUUUAAGCUUGUUCAGCUGAGACUCAAUAAUAACGAGAACCUUGAAUCUCUUCCAGACUCGGUCUGCAACAUGAGAUCUCUGCAAAAUCUUGAAAUUGAGGAUUGUUGCCGUCUAUUGUACAUUGUAAAACUUCCACCUAAUCUUAAAUGGAUAAGGGCAAAUGGCUGUACAUCUAUGAAAAGAUUACAUGUAUACAGUUUGAAACAGUUAGAGACGUUAAACCUUAGAAAUUGUAGUGCUUUGGCAGAAAUUCUAGGCUUGGAGGAACUCGCUUCUUUAGAAGUUCUUCACCUGACAGGUUGUAGUAGUCUGACGGAGAUUCAAGGCUUAAAGCAACUGACUUCUAUUAGAAUACUUGAUCUGGGAGGCUGCAACUCAUCUCUAGCAUGCACUUCCAGUAAAUGUUUCUUUGAGAUAUACUCUGGAUUUGGGCAUGAAAUCAAGAUAUAUACUUCAGCAGAGUUCCCAGACUGGAUUAAUGAAUCACUGGAUUUGAGCGAAUCAGCUAAUUCAGAGUCGACAUUAUCUUUAAAUUUGGUGCCAGAUGUGUCGCACAAUUUCUUGGCUAUGAUUCUUUGCUUUACACACUUAGGGGGGUAUAUUAAUUAUGUCAGUACUUAUUCUGUGAAGAAUAUCAGAAGUGAUUUUGUAUGGACCGGGAGUUUUUAUAUUAAUAACGGACCAUUGAUGAUAAUAGUACCAAGAUCUGAUUUCCCAGUCACAGAAGGUGAUGAUAAAAUUGAAUUGACAGCGCCAAGGGUAAAAAUCCAUGGGAUUCAUCUACUAUACAAAACGGAGGAGGCUACAACUACUGACGAGUACAGCAGCAGCACUGUCAAUGUAGGAAACAAAAGAAGCUAUGAUUUUGUACAACAUAUCGACGAGUAUGACAGCAUCACUGCUUCGAAUGUAGAGGAUGGGAGAAGCUACCCUUGUAAAUGGUUGAAAUACUUGGAAAGUGACAAGAACUGGCUCUCUCUGUAGGAAAUGAAUGGCUGAACCAGAAGCAUGCGAGUCGUUUGUUUUACACCUACGACAACAGGUAACGAAAAAUUAAUGUUUACAUAUGAUUUGAGUCAUUUUGGAACAACUAGGCACAGAACAAUAAGGCUUCACAAUGAGUUUAGGUUUUAUGAAAAUUCAUAAUGUAAGGAAAUUUUUAAGACUUUUCGUCAAGUCUUCAUACCUUGAACAGAUCAAUUCGCAUUUCUUUGUAAUGUUCAGUUUGUUGUGUAGAAAGUUGCAACAGCCACUUACAAAUGAUUUUAAGACA